Messenger RNA from Penicillium taxi, 1149 nucleotides. Its product is annotated as tyrosine--tRNA ligase TYS1. The transcript has 4 exons. The coding region runs from base 1 to 1149 and encodes 382 amino acids. NCBI's taxonomy places the organism in Eukaryota, Fungi, Ascomycota, Eurotiomycetes, Eurotiales, Aspergillaceae. The record is from RefSeq and is a predicted model, not a curated record. Gene Ontology annotation, molecular function: ATP binding; tyrosine-tRNA ligase activity. Gene Ontology annotation, biological process: tyrosyl-tRNA aminoacylation.
AUGGAUGCCGCAACAAAAGCGAGAUACGAUCUCAUCACUGAGAAUCUCGCGGAGAUUCUCAACCCUGAGAUCCUUGAAGAGAUUCUAAUUGAGGGUAAACGAAACCCGCGCAUCUACUGGGGUACUGCAACAACCGGCCGGCCACACACUGGCUAUCUUGUCCCCGCAUUGAAAAUCGCCCAACUUGUCGCUGCCGGAUGUGAUGUCGUUGUCCUACUUGCCGACAUUCACGGAUUCCUCGAUAACCUCAAGGCUCCACUCGAGCUUGUCGAAAGCCGUGCUAAGUACUACAGCAAGGUCAUUACGGCAAUCCUCCAAUCAGUAGGUAUUCCUACUGAGAAGUUGGAGUUUGUUCUUGGUAGCUCUUACCAAACGAGCCCCGCAUAUGUGAUGGAUGUCUACCGUCUAUCGAGUGUGGUUUCUGAACACGAUGCCAAGAAGGCCGGUGCAGAGGUUGUUAAACAGAGCGAUAAUGCUCCAUUAAGUGGACUGCUCUACUCUGUUCUCCAGGUUCUGGAUGAAGAGCACCUUAAAGUUGACUGCCAGCUUGGCGGAGUCGACCAGAGAAAGCUAUUCGUUGCUGCCACUGAGUGGCUACCAAAGCUUGGAUACAAAAAGCGUGCUCACAUCACCAACCCUAUGAUUCCCGGUCUCAGCGGCGGCAAGAUGAGCUCAAGUAUUCAAGAAAGUAAAAUUGAUCUCCUCGACUCAGUCGAGACCAUUGCAAAGAAGAUUCGGAAAGCAGAAGCUGCUCCUAAAAUCGUCGAGGAGAAUGGAGUUGUUGCCUUGGUAGAAUUUGUUCUGUUGCCCGCAGCUGCUCUGAAGGGCAAGAAGGAAUUCCGCGUUGAGCGCAGAGACCAGGAACCCUUGAUCUACACCGAUAUUAAGCAACUCCACGAAGACUACAGGAAUGAUGUUUUAACACCGCAACUUCUCAAGCCUGCUGUCGCGGCUGGGAUCCAGGCCCUCUUGGCACCUAUCUCGGCAGCUUACGAAGCUUCACCCGAGUGGCAGGAGAUUACUGCAAAGGCCUACCCGGCACCUGUUGUGCAGAAGAAGGAGAAGAAGGUCAAGGAUAAGGGCUCUCGCCACCCAGGUGCCAUCGCUCAUCACAUCAAAGCUGAGGAAAAGCCUUCCGCAGAGCAGUAA